This is a messenger RNA of Trypanosoma brucei brucei TREU927, 1638 nucleotides long. RefSeq names its product nuclear transcription factor, putative. The record is from RefSeq and is a predicted model, not a curated record. Gene Ontology annotation, cellular component: nucleus. NCBI's taxonomy places the organism in Eukaryota, Euglenozoa, Kinetoplastea, Trypanosomatida, Trypanosomatidae. The coding region runs from base 1 to 1638 and encodes 545 amino acids. Gene Ontology annotation, molecular function: DNA-binding transcription factor activity, RNA polymerase II-specific; RNA polymerase II transcription regulatory region sequence-specific DNA binding; zinc ion binding. Gene Ontology annotation, biological process: regulation of DNA-templated transcription. The transcript has a single exon.
AUGGUGGAAAUCACUGAACUCGCAAAAGACAUCUCCGAGAGGUUACGAAAUGGGUCUUACGAGUGCGUUAUUUGCUCCAACGCGGUUUAUCUACGAGAUAAACUUUGGUCGUGUACUGUCUGCUACGGUGUUGUGCACAUGCCGUGCGUAAGAUCUUGGGUAAAGGUUCAGGUUGAGGAGCGGGAGAAGCGUGAUGCCACUGCUGGUGGUUCCUCCGCUUCUUCUAUUUCCCUCAAUGAGUUUCGCUGCCCUAUCUGCCAAGCUCUAACACCUGUUUCGGCCGUAGCGGAGUUUAGUUGUUUCUGUGGAAAGGUGUGUAACCCAACUCCGGAUCCCUUACUUGUCCCUGGUUCAUGUGGCGACACAUGUGGACGCCGUCGUAAGGACGAGUUGUGUCCCCACGCCUGCACGCUUAUGUGUCAUCCAGGUCCUUGUACUCCAUGUCAACUGACACGUACACAAUCAUGUUUCUGUGGAAAGACGAGCAAAACUGUGGGGUGCUCUAGUGGAAUUCAUGGCUUUGAGUGUGAAGGUAUUUGUGGGAAACUGCGUGAGUGUGGAAAGCAUAACUGUGGUGUCCCGUGUCAUGAAGGGCCUUGUCCCGUGUGCACUAUUCUUUCUACAGAUUCGUGUUAUUGUGGUGCUACGAAGCGAACUCAGCGCUGUGGCGAAAGCGGGCCGUUUCCAUGUGGAACCCCGUGCUCAAAAAUUCUUGAUUGUGGCAACCACCGAUGUCUUUCCAAAUGUCAUAAGGACGCGUGUGAGCCCUGCUUUCGGACCCCUGAGCGUAUGGUAUUUUGUCCUUGUGGGAAGGUGCGACUGCAGCAACUGUUGAAUUCGCCCAGGAAAUCGUGUUUGGAUCCUAUUCCCUCCUGCGGGUUGGUGUGUGAAGGUUUUUUACCAUGCGGUCAUACCUGCUCAGAUGUGUGCCACGAAAGUCCCACAUGUCCACCAUGCACAAAAUUAGUUUCGAUGAAAUGCGGUUGCGGAUCGCAGAAUUAUCAAAUCUACUGCUUUUUCACAUAUUUGCCACAGGGUGAAUGGAAAGCCGCCGCUGAAAGGUCCGGUCUCAGUAAGGAUAAAAUUAUUUCUCACUUUCCUCCGGUGUGCAAAAAACCUUGUCGCAAGCAUUUAUCGUGUGGUAAACAUACGUGCAAAGAGAACUGUUGCACCAAUGAGGAUCACACAUGUUACAAAAUCUGUACGAAACGCCUCUCUUGUGGAACGCACAGCUGCGGCCAAUUAUGCCAUAAAGGUCUCUGUCUGCCAUGUUCCGUGGCAUCUUAUGAUCGUCUCUACUGCCGCUGCCGUCGAACUUGGGUGGAGCCUCCGGUGCCAUGUGGAACAAAACCUCCAAACUGCAGUCAUGAAUGCAUCGUUCCCCGUCCUUGUGGGCAUCCGGCCAACCACCCGUGUCAUAUUGAAAACGAAUGUCCCGUUUGUGUUGUUCCCGUUGAGAAGAAGUGCGGCUCGCAUGCCACAGUGAUUCCAUAUUAUUUACCCUGCUACAGAGAGUCGGUGUCAUGUGGUAAGAAGUGUGGAAAGUUGAUGAGCUGCUGUGGAAAACCGUGUGGGAAGAUAUGCCACAUCGGGAAGUGCGAACAUAAGUGUCAAACACCAUUUCCUGCACUUGAGUGA